This is a messenger RNA of Chenopodium quinoa (quinoa), 4477 nucleotides long. RefSeq names its product ARF guanine-nucleotide exchange factor GNL2. Gene Ontology annotation, molecular function: guanyl-nucleotide exchange factor activity. The transcript has 2 exons. Gene Ontology annotation, biological process: regulation of ARF protein signal transduction. The record is from RefSeq and is a predicted model, not a curated record. Lineage: Eukaryota; Viridiplantae; Streptophyta; Magnoliopsida; Caryophyllales; Amaranthaceae. The coding region runs from base 277 to 4320 and encodes 1347 amino acids.
UUUAAGGUAAAAUUCCUUGAUUUAGUUUAGUUAUUAUAGCCACAAAUCCAAUCUUAUUCGUUAAAAAUAAAGAUUAACGUGAAGACUAAUAAACAACCACUUGUUUUGCAAAUAGUACGCUCGUUUUUCAUCAAUUAUGCAGCUAACUCUCUCAGUUUUGACCAGUAAACAAACCCAUGGAAACAAAUAGAAAGGGAUAUAUAGAAAGAAAAGAAUAAAGAUAAAAAUAAAAAUAAACCUAAAAUUAAAAUCACAAUUUCUUGAAAGUAAAAUGCCAUGACCAAAAAGAUGAAGAAAGAUAUUGGUUUUUCAUGCACCAUUAACACAGAAGUAGGUUCAGUUUUAGCAGCAUUAAGAAACAGUAUCGAGCUAUCGGCCGCAGAAGAUAAUUACCAUGACACUGCAAUCCUCCAACAAUCCUUGAAAUCAUUGAGAUCUCUCAUUUUCAAUCCUCAGCAAGAAUGGCAAUACAUAGAUCCUUCAAUAUACCUGUCCCCCUUCCUAGAUGUAAUACAGAGCGACGAUGUCCCUGCAGCAGCGACAAACAUUGCUCUCUCCUCGCUCAUCAAGCUCUUAAAAAUCCAAGUAUUCGACGAGAAAACACCAGGGGCUCAGGAGGCCAUGAAUGCCCUGGUUAUCUCCACUACAAGCUGCAGGCUCGAGAGGACAGAUCCACUUAGCGAGGAAGGGAUUCUUAUGAAGGUCCUGCUGCUGCUUAACAACAUAAUGAUGCACCCAGGCUCUUGCCUUCUCAAAGACGAGUGUGUUUGUAGGGUGGUUAACACAACCUUCCAAGUCGUGCAGCAAUCAUCAAACCGAGGAAACUUGCUCCAAAGAACUGCUAAAUUUGUUAUGCUUGAGAUUUCACAAAUUGUGUUCUCAAGGCUGGAUAGCAUAGAAGUGAAGGAAGGGGAGAAUUCUGAGUCUGAGUCAGAAGAGUUGGAUGACAAUGACAUUGUGAAUAAAGGAUUUGGUCUUCGAUGUGUGGUGGACAUUUUUCAGUUCUUAUGUUCCUUGUUGAAUGUAGUGCAGACAGUUGAGAUUGAUGGGAUCAUAUCUCAGAGCAAUGAUGAGGAUAUCCAGAUCCUGGCUUUGAUGUUGAUUAACACAGCAUUGGAAUUGAGUGGCGAUGGAUUUUCCAAGCAUCCAAAACUACGUAGGAUGAUCGGGGAUGAUCUAUUUCAUCAUUUAAUCCAUUAUGGAACUCGUUCUAGCGCCCUCAUCUUGUCAAUGAUUUGCAGCACUGUCUUGAACUCAUAUAAUUUCCUACACGGGUCACUUAGGCUCCAGCUUGAAGCAUUCUUCACCUUUGUUUUAUUCAGAGUUGCAAAAUUUGGCAGCUCGGUGCGAUAUCAAGAAGUAGCACUGGAAGGUAUCAUCAAUCUCUGUAGACAACCCACAUUUCUAAUAGAGACUUACGUAAACUAUGACUGCGCUUUCAUGUGCUGCAAUGUGUUUGAGGAAAUGGGCAAGCUCCUUUGCAAACUGGCAUUUCCAAUGACUACCCCUUUGACAAGCUUGCAACUUCAAGCCUUUGAAGGCUUAAUCAUAAUCAUCCAAGCCAUCGCUGAUAAAGUAAACAAUGGAGAUAACACAGUUUCCUUCGAACCAUUUCAGGUUGAAAUUACAGAGUAUUCUCCCUUUUGGGAAGAGCCAUUAAGGAAGGACGACAACUUGGAAAACUGGGUACAUAUUUUAAGAUUGAGGAAAGCACAAAAGAAGAAACUAUUGAUUGCAGGAACCCAUUUCAAUCAAGAUGAGAAAAAAGGUCUAGAGUACCUUAAAAUUUCACACUUAAUUCCAAAUCCACCAGAUGCAAAAGCUUUUGCCUAUUUCUUUCGCUUUACUCCUGGGCUCAAUAAGACUGCAAUAGGAGAUUAUCUCGGUGACCCAGAUGAGUUUCACUUACAAGUGCUAAACGAAUUCACAAACACAUUCGAUUUUACAGGCUUUGUUCUUGACACUGCAUUGAGAACUUAUCUAGAGAGUUUCAGGCUGCCUGGAGAGUCCCAAAAAAUUCACAGGAUUCUAGAGGCUUUCUCAGAAAGAUUUUUUAAUCAGCAAUCAUCUGAGCUCUUUGAAACCAAGGAUGCAGUGUUUAUCCUUUGCUACUCUCUCAUCAUGUUAAACACAGACCAGCACAAUCCACAAGUAAAAAAAAAGAUGACAGAGGAAGAGUUCAUCAGAAAUAACAGGGCUAUAAAUAAUGGGAAGGACCUUCCUAGGGAGUAUCUAUCAGAACUUUUCCAAUCUAUUGCCACACAUGCAAUUGCCAUUUUUGCUCAGUCGGCUUCUUUGGUUGAGAUGAACCCUAGCCGUUGGGUUGAGUUGAUAAGUCGAUCCAAAUUCAUUAAUCCCUUCAUUGUAUGCGACUUUGAUCAUAGACUAGGCAGAGACAUGUUUGGAAGUAUUGCAGGUCCUACAGUUUCUGCUCUAUCUGCAAUUUUUGAGCAUGCUGACGAUGAUGAAGUCCUUAAUGAGUGCAUAGAAGGAAUGGUUGCAGUGGCUAGAAUUGCACGACAUGGGCUAGAAGACAUCCUUGAUGAGCUUGUAGCCUCACUUUGCAAAUUCACCACCCUGCUGAAUCCAUAUGCAUCUGCAGAAGAGACACUAUAUCUAUUUUCUAAUGAACUGAAGCCAAGAAUGGCAACUCUUGCCGUUUUCAACAUUGCAAAUAAAUUCGGAGAAUCAAUCAGAGGAGCUUGGAGAAAUAUAGUUGAUUGUAUGUUGAAACUCAAGAGGCUUAAGCUACUCCCCCAAUCUGUGGUUGACUACGAUACCUUAGUGGCAACAGAGGGUGAGUCACAGUCAAGGAACAUCAGCGAGGAUUCUAAAUUCGGGAGUAGCAGAGGAAACAACUCCAUGGCAACCGGCCGACUUUCACAUUUUUUAUUGGAUAGUAAUGAAGAGUCACUAAAUCCUGGUGGAAGUGAGUUUGAACAAAACCUGAAAAUCAUACAACAGUGCAAAAUUGGGAAUAUAUUUAGUAAUUCAUCAAAAUUACCUGUAGACACAUUAUUGAAUCUAGGAAGAACUCUGAUCUUCGCAGCAGCAGGAAAAGGGCAGAAAUUCACUACAGCACUUGAGGAGGAAGAAACUGUCACUUUCUGCUGGGAUAUAGUAGGAGCCAUUGCUUAUGCGAACAUUGACAGAUUUUCCAGUUUCUGGCCUGCUUACUACGACUAUAUUGGUGCAGUUACUCAAUUCCCUCUUUUUUCUCCUGUGCCAUUUGCUGAAAAAGCAGCAAUGAUACUUUUUAAAUUGUGCGUCAAGCUCCUUUCUUCUUACCAAACUGACAAGUAUGCUGAAGAAGUCAUGUUCAAAUCAAUAAGUUUGAUGUGGAAACUUGACAAGGAAAUUCUUGAUACCUGCUGUGAAACCAUCAUUCAAACAGUGUGCAAAAUUUUAACUGAAUUCCCAGGUAAUGUACAAACCCCAAUCGGGUGGAAAACACUUCUGCAAUUGCUGUCAGCCAAUGGUCGACUUCCUGAAAACUAUGAUCAGGCAGUCAAGGCAAUAAUUCAGCUAUUGUCUGAUGGGAAAAACAUGACCAGAACCAAUUAUGCAUAUUGCAUUGACUGUGCUUUUGGUUUUGUUGCCCUGAGAACCAGCCUGGUGGAGAAGAACAUACAGAUGAUGGAUCUAAUGGCCAAUUCUGUCAAAUUAUUGAUUCAAUGGUACAAAGAUAACUCUGACCCUGGAAGCAGUAUCAGCAAUGGAAGCAUCACAAGCAAUUCCGAAGACAAGAUGAAAUUAUUUGUCAAGCUAGGAGAAGCCUUAAGAAAGACCAGUCUAGCACGACGUGAAGAAGUGAGAAACCACGCAGUAGCAAGUCUGAAAAAGAGCUUUGAACUAGCCAGAGAUCUAGAGCUGACAUCAACUAAUACCAUCAUCUUCUUCAAUCAUGUAAUAUUUGCUAUGGUUGAUGAUCUGCAUGAAAAAAUGUUGGAUUACUCGAGAAGAGAGAAUGCGGAGAGAGAAAUGAGGAGCAUGGAGGGUACCCUGAAAAACGCAAUGGAGUUGUUAACUGAUGUAUUUUUGCUAUACUUAAAGACAAUAUCAGAAAAUCCAGGUUUCAGGAGUUUCUGGUUAGGGCUGUUAAGAAGGAUGGACACCUGCGUGAAAGCAGAUUUGGGUGUGCAUGGCCCAUCAAGAAUGCAGCAAGUAGUCCCAGAACUAUUGAAGAAGAUAAUUGCAGUAAUGAAGGACACAGGAGUUCUAGAGCCAAGAGAAAAUGAUGAUUUUUGGGAUAUUACUUACAUCCAAAUUCAAUGGAUAGCUCCAUCACUUGAAGGGGAGAUGUUUCCAUAUAUUCCGUGAUAAUGUUUUAUGGUCAGAAGAAUACCUUUCUUAUUCAACAUAUAAUCGAAGAGGAGAUGUAUUCGUGCUUUCUUCUCAAUUUCUCUCAUAUAUUUUGGUAGCAGAAUAUAGAGAACUAGCCUCAUGCAAACCAGAAAUCUUUAGAAUUAACUUAUCC